Molecule: messenger RNA, 2636 nt
Organism: Anopheles maculipalpis
Lineage: Eukaryota; Metazoa; Arthropoda; Insecta; Diptera; Culicidae
Product: TBC domain-containing protein kinase-like protein
Exons: 5
Coding region: 30-2636 (868 amino acids)
Biological process (GO): activation of GTPase activity; protein phosphorylation
Molecular function (GO): ATP binding; GTPase activator activity; protein kinase activity
Source: RefSeq, a predicted model, not a curated record
CAGUUUUACGACGCACUGUUUACGCUGGAAUGAAAGUAACCAACUCGUCAACGGAGCGCCGUACCGCGUCCGAGUAUCAGAGUGGCAGCAUAUUCCGUGGCUGCUCGGUAGAAAGUGGUACCGUCGUACCGAUGGCACCAUCGAAGCUCAACUAUCGCAUCUCCGUGCUGACGUUCUUCGCCAAGGCACAUCCAAACGACGAGUGUUGCGGUACGAACGGGUUACCGCUGACGCCGAACUCGAUCGGAAUUUUUGGCCGGGCUCAGCUGCUAAAAUCAGAUGCGCUGCGGCACGAGAAUCUGUGCACCUACCUCGAUGCGAUACGAGGCAAACAUGAACGGACGAUCAUCGUGCAGGAGUACGUCGGUUGUCCACUGUCGGAAACGUUUAUCGGCGAGAACAAUAAGCAAGAAACGUUGCUGCGUAUCGGGUACCAGGUGCUGAACGCUCUAACACAUCUAAACCAGUGCGGGCUGGUAUGCCGAAAUCUCGACCCAACCAACGUGAUGGUGAGCCGCGAUUUCGGUGUAAAGCUGUACAACUACGGACUCUACCACAUGACGUGUGGCGGUCGGUACGUGUCGUUUCCGAUCGGUAAUGUGCGGUACCUGGCGCCCGAAGUACUGCUGGGCAGUCGGGAAAACGUGAAGAGCGACGUGUGGAGUUUGGGCAUCAUACUGGCCGAACUGGCCCUUUGCUGUACGCUGUGGGAGUCGCUGAAACUGUCCCAGAUCAUACGCAAAGUGCUGAGCCUGGUCAACACGCAGAACGUGUUCGAGAAGAUUGCCCGCGAGCAUAGCAGGCUAGAAAUGUACGAAUCCAUGGACGCUGGAUUAAGGCGCAUGGUGGAAGAGUUUCUAACCAUCUCACCAAGAAAACGUCCGCUGGCGAAAGAUGCUCUAGAUGAUCCGGUAUUUGAUUUCAUGAGGCUUAGCAGUACGCCUACGAACGACACCAGUGGACUAACGUUGGUAGAGAAGCAUCUAUCCCUUGCCCAGCUGUACUAUCUCUGGCAGUUGGCCGGCGGCGAUGUCCAGCAGGAGCUAAAAAAGGAAGGACUUAUCAAGAGUGAGGCACCGAUUCUUUCCCUACCGAACUUGGUGAUGCUGAAUGGAAAAUCUAUCUCACCGCCAAAGAGUCAAAGCUUCCUGCACGAUCAUCGGAUCAUUUUCCUUAACUUUAACACCCUCUUGGAACGGCUUUCCGCCAUCCCGGAGGAAGACUAUUUGCCGCUGAUUUACAACACGGACGCUUACCUCGAAUCGCCGAUCUUCAAAACUGAACUACCGCUCGUGAUACGGGAACGGGACAUGAUCUAUCAGUUUCAUCGGAUCGUGCUGCUCAACACGCUGCUCCAAGGGUAUCCCUACACGCACGAUCUGUUACGGUCGUUUGCCGCCAAAGAUAUACCGCCUCUGUUCCGUGGGCAGGUUUGGGCCUGCUUACUUGGGGUGGUUGAGAAUGGGAUGUACGAGCGGUUGGACAAGUGUAGCCCGACGCACACCGAUCGGCAGAUCGAGGUGGACAUACCCAGAUGCCACCAGUACAACGAGCUACUGUCCGCACCAGAAGGGCAUGCCAAAUUGAAGCGUUUGCUAAAGGCGUGGGUAUCGGCACAUCCGCAGUACGUAUAUUGGCAGGGUCUGGACUCGUUGACAGCGCCGUUCCUAUACCUUAACUUCAACAACGAGGAGCGCGCCUUUCUCAGCCUGUACAAAUUCAUACCGAAGUAUCUGCAUCUAUUCUUUCUGAAGGACAAUUCGUCAAUCAUUAAAGAGUAUCUGGUAAAGUUCUUUCAGUUGAUAUUCUUCCACGAACCGGCACUCGCGAAACAUCUGCACGGGAUCAACUUUAUACCGGAGCUGUACGCGAUUCCGUGGUUUUUAACAAUGUUUAGCCACGUGUUUCCGUUGCACAAGAUAUUCCAUCUCUGGGACAAGCUGAUACUGGGCGACAAUUCCUAUCCGCUUUUCAUCGGUAUCGCUAUACUAAAGCAGCUAAAGAGUACACUGCUAAAAUCGGGCUUCAACGAGUGCAUCCUACUGUUUAGCGAUCUGCCCGAUAUUGUGAUCGAAUCGUGCGUCAACGAUUCGGAAAGCAUGUAUCAGUUUACGCCGAAAAGCAUCACCUAUCGGAAGUACGCUCUGCACGAGGAAGGGCCGGAAGAGUUUGACCUUAACUAUAGCGAGGACGAUCUGCGUGAAGUACAGGCGGAACUACAUCCACGCAUUAGCGUGUACGAUCUGAUACGUUUGUUGCGCGAUCGGCCAGCCAGCACGGCCAUACUCGACAUUCGCAGCAGUCUCGACUACCGGAAGGCAGCGAUUGAGAACAGCAUCAACAUACCAUUUAGCUCUGUCUCGUUGAAAGAAGCUCGACUGGAUGCGCUAAAUGUACCACGGUUGGAAGCGUACCUACGCCGUCAGCCUACCAUAACGAUCGUCGUAAGCGUGUCGCACGAGAAUGCAAUGCUGUUUGCGAAAUUUCUAGUGGACAGUGACGUACCGUACGUGACGGUACUGCAUCGUGGCUUUGAAGCGAUCUAUCGUACGGAUGACAAACUGAUACUGCAAACAUUCGAUUACAUAAAUACGCUCGCCAAACAUCUAACACCGAUCACAACGUUUAGCGAAUGA